This is a messenger RNA of Neogale vison (American mink), 3507 nucleotides long. RefSeq names its product NTPase KAP family P-loop domain containing 1 (gene NKPD1). The transcript has 4 exons. The coding region runs from base 733 to 3249 and encodes 838 amino acids. The record is from RefSeq and is a predicted model, not a curated record. NCBI's taxonomy places the organism in Eukaryota, Metazoa, Chordata, Mammalia, Carnivora, Mustelidae.
UUUCCUCUUCCCCUUGGCGUCACUUGCCUCCCCCCACUGGCAUCCUUCUCUCACUUCUGCUUUGACUCUUCACAGUUUCAGCCCAUGCGCCCUGUCUCGCCCUGAGUCUGCUAAAGCUCUUCCCCAUGUGUCCCAUCCUGAUUGAAUGUGUCCCCCGGAAUUCCCCUCCCCGCUCCCGCCCCCAUUCAGGCCCUAGAUGCACCAGCCCCGAAAUCUCAGUCACUCGGUGGCGAUGGUGGCGGCUCAGGGGCUCCCAGCUCUCCCCGCUCUGGUUCCGUGUCCUGUCCUGCGGUGCCAGCCCACGCCUCCCACAGCACACCCCCCAAUACCUAGUGGUCCCCUAAGUUUACUCCACCACCCCUGGGCUCCCUGUGUUUCCCCACAUCUGCUUGGCACCUCCAUUGUCCAGGCCUCUUGGAAACUCUCAGGGGCUCUCAAACACCCAAUCACCAACCUGGGAAAUCUCCCACACCCCGAAUUAGCCCCCAGCACCCCCAUAACCCUUCUCCGUUCUCCCCCAUCUAGCUGUGCUGGGGGUCCUGGCCAUUUACUUUUACUCUGAAGAGCACCGCCACCCCACCUGGUGACCCAGGACCCCAACAUCAGGGACAGGGUCUUUCACCUGUCCCAGGUCACAUCCCGGGGGUGGGCUCUAUCCGGCUGGUACCCAAGGGUGCGGGGCACUGAGUCCACCCUCGCCCUCCCCUGGAGCAGGUCCCCGCCGCCGCCGCCAUGCACAAACACUACACCGUCCGCUUCGCUAAGGGCGCCCUGCCCCUUCGGACCCCCACUGAGGGCUACUUCUUGGACCCAGAGUUGGGGCAGCAAAAAGGAUGCCGUCACCAGUGGUGCCAUGACCCAGCGGCCCUUCGCGCCCAGGGGCCCUGUCGGCUGCCUCCACAGGUGUGCUGGCAGCUGGCCUACCACAGCCACCGGGGGGGUGUCAGCGGCUGCCGUCAGGGCCCCCAGCCCCCCGGCCUGCAGCAGCAGCGGCAGCCCCAGCCCCCGCCUCCCAGCCCCCUGCGGCAGCGGCUCUGCUCCGGUCCAGGGGCCCGGAAGGGGCCACCUGCAACCGCUGCGGCCUCCAGGCAGCUGGCCAACGCCCCCCAGCUGCCCCCCGAGCCCACCAUCUCGUCCCCCGCGGCACCUGCCAUGGCCAGCAGCGGCCCGGCCCCACGCUCUGCAGCUGGCACCCUCCCGGAGCCCAGCAGGCCCCCCGCCGCCCGCCCCCUGCCUGCCCCAGCGGCCUGUGGCCCCUUCACCUACAGCUCUGAUAUCCUGACAGAGGACGAUGUCUACUGCAGCUGUCUGGCCAAGACCCUCUGCCACGUGCCUGUCCCUGUGACAGUGGGUUUCUACGCCCCCUUUGGCUGCCGCCUGCACAUGAUGCUGGACAAGAUCACUGCGCUGAUGCAGCAGGAGGCCGCCCAGCGCGAGGCCGAGGAGCUGCGGCGGGUGCAGUGGCAGCCGCGGCCCGUGCGCGGCUGGGGCUUUCCGCGGCUGCUCUGGUACCUGGUGUUCCUGCAGCCCGUCAUCACCGAGCUGCACCUGCGCCGCAAGAACGUCAAGUUCCUCUUCAUCCGCUUCAGCGCCUGGCAGUACGCGGGCACGGACAAGCUGUGGGCCGGCCUGGUGACCACGCUGUGCGAGGGCAUCCGCCACCACUAUGGCGCGCUGCCCUUCAGCGUGUACUCGGUGCUGGGCAACAAGCCGGCCGCCACGCCGGGCUUCUGCCAGCGCGAGUGGCACUGCCGGCGCCGCGUGUGCCUGGCGCUGCUGGCGCUGCUGGCGGCGCUCGGCCUCGGCGUGGGCCUGCUCUACCUGUCGGUGGGCGCCCGCGGCCCGGGCCACGGCGCCGCCGGCGGCAGCCUGCUGCGGGUGUUUGGCGGCGCGGCCACCACGCUGUCGGGCUCGGGGCUGCUCAUGGCCGUGUACUCGGUGGGCAAGCACCUGUUCGUGAGCCAGCGCAAGAAGAUCGAGCGGCUGGUGUCGCGCGAGAAGUUCGGCAGCCAGCUGGGCUUCAUGUGCGAGGUAAAGAAGGAGGUGGAGCUGCUCACGGACUUCCUGUGCUUCCUGGAGAUCUACCAGCGGCGUCGGCUACGCGUCGUUCUCGAGGUCACCGGGCUGGACACGUGCUACCCGGAGCGCGUGGUGGGCGUGCUCAACGCCAUCAACACGCUGCUGUCCGACAGCCACGCGCCCUUCAUCUUCAUCCUGGUGGUGGACCCCAGCAUCCUGGCCGCGUGCCUCGAGAGCGCCGGCUCCAUGAAGGGCACGGCGGACAACGGCUACCUUUUUCUCAACCGCACCGUCACGCUGCCCUUCUCCGUGCCCAUCAUGGGCCGCCGCACCAAGCUGCAGUUCCUGCACGACGCUGUGCAGAGCCGCGACGACCUGCUCUACCGCGAGAUGACGCGCAAGCUGCGGCCGGGCGGCGCGGGGGUCGGCGGGGGUGGCAGGGGCGGUCGCGGCGAGGGCGCGCAGCUCCUGGCGGUGGAGACGCAGGCGGCCGCCGAGCGCGCGCAGAGCCGUAUAGACGCCGAGGCUGCGCGCCGCAUCCAGGAGGCGCUCUUCUGCCUGCACGACGAGCGCGACUGCCUCUAUGAGUACGUGCCCGACAACGUGGUGUCCAUGCGGCGCAUCGUCAACACCGUACCCAUCACCGUGCGCCUGCUGCAACAGCAGGACGGGGACUUCGCGGGCCCCACGCCGCGCCAGGCCGUGGCUUGGGUCGUGCUGGCCAACCAGUGGCCUUGUCGCCUCAGCUGGGUGUUGCAGUGCCUGGAGGACCGGCAGCAGGCUGGGGGCGCACCCGAGGCUGGAGCGCGCCUCUGGAACGUGUUCUACGACAACAGCCGCGAGUUGCACUCCAUGACCAAGGCGUUGCAGAACGUGCUGGACUUGGACGGUGACCCCGAGCUUUUUGAACGCUUCCUGGGCGCCGACUUCCCUUUCACCGUGGCCGAGGCACAGACCCUGCUGCGCUGCACUGUGAACCUGGACCACUCCAUCCGCCGCCGCAUGGGCCUCAUUCGGGCUGUCAGUGCGCUGAAGCCACCCAGCCCACCCAAGUCCCCAGCUCACGACGCCCCCCACGAUGCCGGCGGAGCCAACCAUGCCCCUGGAGCCAACCAUGUCCCUGGGGCCUUCCGGUCAGGUCAGGGCUCUGGGCAUGUCCCGGCACACGCUGGCGAAGCCCACCAGCCCCGGGACCAGGGGCAUGGAGGCAAGCCAAGACCCAUGGCCUGAGAACCCUUACAGCCCAGGUGGGCCUUGAAAAAGUACCCCAGGAGCAGCGGGAGGGAACUGCUCCUCCGUCUGCCUGGACGAGGGGGUAAGGGGGUCCUCAGGGAGGCCGGUGGUGGCUACCCCCCCCCCAGGUGAACCUGUGAGCCACAGAGAGCUGUUUGCGGUUGCAGCGAACAGAGCCAGCAUCAGAGGGCUAGCGCCAGAGGACCAGUGAAGAACCCCGGGUUCAAGUGCAAUAAAUGGAGAUGUGAAAGCCCC